CUUUCUUUCUCUCCAAGUUUAUCGUCUCCUUCAUCUUGCUGCCUAGACUCCUUUGUUGCAGGUCUCAUGUAAGAUUCAACAAUGGAGAAUACUUUGUACAUGGUAUCAGUCGCGUAAGGACAGCGAUCCUGACAAAUCUCAUAAGCUUCCGCAUAAUCUUCUUCUCAUAUUUCCAAAAACAUCAUGCCUUCUUCAGAACAAAAUUCACAGAAUUACGAAUUUCUGAAUGAUCCGCUUUAUCUUUCUCCGUCAGAUCAACCUAACUUGAUCUUGAUCAAUACGAAAUUGACUGAUCAAAAUUACAUCUACUGGAAACGCGAAGCCUAUCUCGCGCUAAUUUCCAAGAACAAAGAUGGUUUUGUUGAUGGAACAGUCGAGAAACCUGACAAGAAGGACAAAACAUAUCAUCAAUGGAUCAGAUGCGACAUUAUUGUUACAAGCUGGUUGAAGAACUCGAUUGAACAAAACAUCAAAGAUACUGUAAACUACAUCUCAUCUGCGAGAGAUCUCUGGAAAGAGCUACAUGAGAGUAUGAAGAGGAAGAAGAACUUACUCCACUUGAAGAACCCUCUGAUUACAUGGAAGAAAGAAACACACGUCAGAAAAGCUUUGCCUCUUCUGAUGAUAUACACCAUCCUGAAAUGGAUUCACAAAUGAUGAAAGGUAUUGUCAACAAUGUUGUUCAGCAAGUCCUAAAGGUCAUGACAGAUCAGAAUUCUUCAAUCACAAAAUUUCCUACUAUGGCCUCUACUUCUUCAGCAAAUUUUGCAGGACCGUUCAAGUAAUGAAGUGUUUGCUACAGCUCGCAGAUCUGGUGACCUUUACUGGCUCAGGCAGGUCUUUGGACUUGGUUCUAUAUCUGCCAAGAUAUCUACUCAUAGUCAAGACAAGAAUAGUUUAGAAAUGAAUAAAUGUAGUAACAUUUCUACUGUUUCCAAUAAUUCUUGUAAUCAUUCUAAGGAAGUUAGUUUGUUACAUGCUAGACUAGGCCAUACUUCUAGUGACAAAUUGAGGCAUAUUCUGGGAACAAGUUCUCUUGCAAUAAAGAACUUCUUUUGUGAAACAUGUAUUCUUGCUAAGCAUCACAUGUUAUCAUUCAAUAAAAGUGUUUCUCAUGCUUCC
Molecule: messenger RNA, 1122 nt
Organism: Cuscuta epithymum
Lineage: Eukaryota; Viridiplantae; Streptophyta; Magnoliopsida; Solanales; Convolvulaceae
Source: the annotation of a GenBank genome assembly